Phoenix dactylifera (date palm) is the source of this 3394-nucleotide messenger RNA. Its product is annotated as extra-large guanine nucleotide-binding protein 3-like. Lineage: Eukaryota; Viridiplantae; Streptophyta; Magnoliopsida; Arecales; Arecaceae. The record is from RefSeq and is a predicted model, not a curated record. Gene Ontology annotation, molecular function: guanyl nucleotide binding; G protein-coupled receptor binding; G-protein beta/gamma-subunit complex binding. Gene Ontology annotation, cellular component: heterotrimeric G-protein complex; cytoplasm. Gene Ontology annotation, biological process: adenylate cyclase-modulating G protein-coupled receptor signaling pathway.
CUGCACCCUGACUGGGACCCCUACGCAAACUGUUCUUUCGUUCAUGGAUUCGCUGUCUUCUUCCGCGCAGCAGGCAUCUUUUACUCGGGUUUUGACUCCCCAAAUCUUCAUCCGGAUCGAGGAUUUCGGCGCUCGCAAAGAACUGCGGGUUUCUCCCUCCAAAUCGUGCGAAAAAGUUCUCUUUGGCCUUUCUUGGUUGGAAUCCUUCCGGUCCCGGUCCGAGGUAUUGUUUCGCCCCCUGGUUUUUCCAUUUCCAGCGCUGAAUCCCUCCUGGGUGUCGAAAAGAUUUGAUUUUGUUUCGGAUUUCGCCUUUUUCUCCCCUCGUGAAGACCUUUCUUGGCUGGCUCUGGAGCCUAAUUUUGUCCAAGAAAGGCUUCAGAUUUUCUGAGGCCACCAAAGUUUGGACUCUGCCGCCUCAUGUAAUUGAGGUUUUUGCUGCCGAAUUUUCUCAUUUGAACCCUAAAGAUAGGAUCUUUUGGGGGUUUGACAGUGGUAUUUGGAUCUACUUUGUGGUAGAAUAGUGAGUGAGAGCUUUUGGUUGGAUUGAGAAGUCUCUAAUGGCGGAAGCGUUGGAGAAGAAUAGCUGGCAGGAGAUGUUGAGAAGAAUAUUGCCCCCCGGGGCCCCCAUACCGGAGGCGCCAGCCAAUCUUGACUAUUCGAUCGCCAUCGAGUACGACGGCCCGCCGGUGUCCUGUGAGCUCCCAAGGGCUGAUCCUGUUGAUCUCAGCUCUCCGGCGAUCCCGACAGCUGAGCCGAUCGGAGACUCCCAUAGGUCGCUGAACGGCUCGGUGCUCCCCGUGGUUGAUCCGAUACCUUUGCCCAUCUCUCGGAUUGCGCACUGCACUGAUUCGCACUCUCGAGGCCCCCAAGCUUCAGGGAGCUCAGAGUCCGUGGUUUCUGUCUUGCAGAACCAGGAGUUUUCCGACGAUGGUUCGCAGUCGGAGUCUCCAGGCUCCACUCAUAGUGUUCCAAUUGGACAGUCUAAGCAGUUGGUAAACGAGGCAAAGAGAGUUUCUGUGGUCACAUUCGAGAAUGUUGAGAAAUCAGAAAGCAAGGAGCUUUACGAGGUGGUUGCUGCUUCCACUCAGUAUGUGGGGGUGUCCAGAAAGGAGAAGAGAAAAAAAGUGUGUUAUAGAUGUGGGAAGCGGAAGUGGGAGAGCAAGGAGUCUUGUCUGGUUUGCGAUGCAAGGUAUUGCAGCUAUUGUGUGCUCAGAGCGAUGGGAUCAAUGCCAGAAGGGCGCAAGUGUGUCGGCUGCAUAGGCCAGCCGAUUGAUGAGUCGAAGCGGUCAAAAUUAGGAAAGGGUUCAAGGACGUUGUCGCGGUUGCUAAGUCCCUUGGAAGUCAGGCAAAUCUUGAAAGCUGAGAAGGAAUGUCCUGCAAAUCAGCUCCGGCCGGAGCAGCUCAUUGUGAACGGAUGUUCGCUUCGGCCAGAUGAGAUGGCAGAGUUGCUUAGUUGCCAAUUACCUCCUCAGAAAUUGAAGCCCGGGAGAUAUUGGUAUGACAAGGAAUCAGGCCUUUGGGGAAAGGAGGGAGAAAAACCAGAUAGAAUCAUCAGUUCAAACUUAAAUUUCACAGGAAAGCUUCAAUCCAAUGCAAGCAACGGGAAUACCGAAGUGUAUAUGAAUGGCAGGGAAAUUACAAAAGUUGAGUUGAGGGUGCUGAAGGUUGCAAAUGUGCAGUGCCCACGUGAUACACACUUCUGGGUCUAUGAUGAUGGCCGUUAUGAGGAGGAAGGCCAAAAUAAUAUCAAGGGAAACAUUUGGGAAUCGAAAUUAACACGGCUAGCAUGUUCCUUGUUUUCGCUGCCUGUGCCUCGUGCAAAUGGAACGAGGGAUGAGGCCCCUUAUUUAGCCAGAACCGUUCCUAACUACUUAGAGCAGAAAAGAAUUCAGAAACUUUUGCUACUUGGACCACCGGGAUCUGGGACGAGCACUAUAUUUAAGCAGGCCAAGUUUUUGUAUGGAAAUAAGUUCACUCAAGAAGAACUAGACAAUAUUAAACUGAUGAUACAAAGCAAUAUGUACAAAUAUUUGAGCAUUUUGCUUGAAGGACGAGAGCGUUUUGAGGAAGAGGCUUUGUCUAAGUUGAAAGCCACAGGUUCACAAGAUCAACUUCCCAUGGAAGGUGAAAACAAUGGUGAUGCAAGUGGGCCAAAUCAUUGUGUUUACUCCAUCAAUGGAAGGUUAAAGCAGUUCUCUGAUUGGCUUUUAGACAUCAUAGCAAUGGGAGAUUUAGAUGCUUUUUUCCCUGCUGCAACACGCGAAUAUGCUCCAUUGGUCGAUGAGAUGUGGAAGGAUCCUGCCAUACAGGAGACAUUUAAGAGAAGGAAUGAGCUUCAUUUUCUUCCAGAGGUUGCUGAAUACUUCCUAAACCGGGCAAUCGAGGUGUCAAGCAACGAUUAUGAGCCUUCAGAAAAUGAUAUAUUGUAUGCAGAAGGAGUAACCCAAGGGAAUGGGUUGGCCUUCAUUGAAUUCUCACUGGAUGACCAUAGCCCAAUGUCAGAACCAUACAACGACAAUCCCGAAGCUCACUCUCAACCAUUUACAAAAUACCAGUUGAUUAGGGUGAGUGUCAGGGGGAUGAAUGAGGGCUGCAAGUGGGUGGAAAUGUUCGAGGACGUUCGCGUUGUAAUAUUCUGUUUGGCUCUCAGUGAUUAUGACCAGUUAGGGGCCCCAGUGAGCGGCAACAGCAAGCCUCUCCAGAAUAAGAUGAUGCAAAGCAAGGAGCUCUUCGAGGCCACAGUCAGGUGUUUUCGGCAACCGUGCUUCAAUGACACCCCAUUUGUUCUCGUGCUCAACAAGUAUGACCUCUUCGAGGAGAAAGUAGGCCGUGUGCCACUCUCUGCAUGUCAGUGGUUCAACGACUUCUGCCCUGUGGGGACUCACCACAACCAGCAGUUAUUGGCCCAGCAGGCUUACUACUAUAUUGCUAUGAAGUUUAAGGACCUCUACUAUUCCCUCACCAAGCGAAAGCUAUUUGUGUGCCAAGCACAAGCUCACGACCGUCCAACAGUGGAUGAAGCCUUCAAGUACACAAGGGAGGUUCUAAGGUGGGAGGAUGAGAAGGAUGAAAACUACUAUCUUGAGGACUCAUUUUACAGUACCACAGAACUGAGCUCCUCACCAUUCAUCAGGCAGGAAUAAUCUCCAUUAAACUAUUAUAUUUUGGGACUCCGGUUGCAUUGAUUCUCUCAUGUAGGAUUCCUUCUAAGUGUAUAUUGGAGCAGUCUUGCAGCUUGUUUGGUUCGUUUUAUGAAUAUUUCGUUUAAAAUUCAGAGGUAUUUAAUGCUGUGUUAAAAGAUUCAGUUUUAUGCUUUGUGCUGAUGUACCAUAUGACCUUGAGCUCAUGUGUACUAAUCUUCAUUUUCAAUAAAUGCAGUAUUCUUGUUAAGCUU